Molecule: messenger RNA, 2704 nt
Organism: Ahaetulla prasina
Lineage: Eukaryota; Metazoa; Chordata; Lepidosauria; Squamata; Colubridae
Product: arf-GAP with dual PH domain-containing protein 1-like
Exons: 10
Coding region: 257-1249 (330 amino acids)
Biological process (GO): positive regulation of GTPase activity
Cellular component (GO): intracellular membrane-bounded organelle; plasma membrane
Molecular function (GO): GTPase activator activity; phosphatidylinositol bisphosphate binding
Source: RefSeq, a predicted model, not a curated record
CAUUCUCCUGUCAUUUUAGCCUACCGAACACCCUUCACCCUGAACUUGGUUUGGAUUACAAAAUCAGUCUAUCAUUCAAGUUGCAGUGCAGGGAAUUUGACUGUUGUUUUCCUGUCACUCUUCCCUUGCAAAAAAAGAAAAAAAAAAGAAAGGAAAACCUACCUCUCUACAUAAGUCCGGUCUCCUAUACAUGUGGAGGAGAGAGAGAAAAGGCCCUGGAGGGUUAAAAAGCAACUGAGAAAAAUGGCUGCAGAAGAUGAGAAGAAUACAAACCUCCUCCAGGAAGUUUGGAAGAGAAAAGAAAAUGCCAUGUGUGCAGAUUGCGGGCAACCUGUUUCUGGCCCAGCACGGGAAUGCACUGGCUAAAGCAACGUAUGAGGCUCAUGUACCUGUUUAUUAUUACCGCCCAUCUUACAGUGACUGUCAAGUCCUGAGAGAACAAUGGAUACGAGCAAAGUAUGAACGGAAGGAAUUCCUGGAGCCAAAGAAACAAGUUCUUGAUUCCAACGGCCUGAAGGAAGGGAUCCUGUGGAAACGAGGCCGUGAUAAUGAACUAUAUCAGCCACGCAGAUUUCUUCUGUCUGAGAAAGAGAGAUGUCUGAGAUAUUUCGUCAAACAGGAUGCAAAAGAACCCAAAAUAGAAGUUAAAAUUGACACUGUCAAUGCCAUGUUCCAGACAGAAAAGAUGAGGCAUUCCAAUGGCUUGCAGAUCACUUAUCUUAAACAUAACAAGACUCGCAACAUCUUUGUUUAUCAUGAAGAUGGGAAGGAAAUUGUGGACUGGUUCAAUACAAUCCGUGCUGUAAAAUUCCACCACCUUAAAGUUGCUUUUCCUGGAGCUAGUGAUCAGGAGCUAAAAACCCGAUUGACAAGGAAUUUCCUAAGAGAAGGUUAUAUGGAAAAAACUGGACCCAAGCAGAAGGAAUGUUUCAAGAAGCGCUGGUUCAGUUUAGAUCACCGAAGGCUGAUGUACUUCAAAGAUCCUUUGGAUGCUUUUGCUAAAGGUGAGGUUUUCCUUGGCAAUGGGGAGCAAGGAUAUAAUGUCAUAAAAGGAUUGCCACAUGCCAUGCAGGGUAGGUUCACCUGGAAACAUGGCAUCAUUAUUGUAACUCCUGACCGCAAGUACAUCUUCACCUGUAAAACGGAGAAAGAGCAGGAAGAAUGGAAAGCUGUCUUCAGCCAUGUGAUGGAGCAGCCCAUGACACCCCAGGAGUAUGCAAUUGAAGCUAAUUUCAGGAUCAAACAUUAACAUCUCUGGGGAAGAGUGAGUCACUGCUAGUUUCUUGGUCUACAGUUUUUGGAUAACACAGAAGAAAAGAUAUUCUGGAGUCAAAGCAGCCUAUGCAUUCUCUCAGAGCAGAAAGAAGUGUUGAAAGAAAUAAAAUCCUCUUAGACAGCCCUCUGCCAAAAUACUGCUGGACGCCUGGCCCUCAAAAUCCUCUGUCAUUUUGACCCUGAACUACACUUGGUAUAGAAAUAAGCAGCACGAAGACUGAUGUAAAGCAGCUGAUGGAUGCUACUGCAGUGCCCUACAAUAAAUUGAACGUUUUGUUUUGCAUUGACCAAAACGUGCAUAUUCCCACCUUGGUGCUACCACUGCUUGCUGCCGAUUGGCCACUAUUUGUUCUCCUUGCUUGGUGUUAUGAUAGAAGCAAAGCAAAUUUUGGAACCAGAAGAAGGAUCAUUAGCCUGGAAAGUAAACUUUGCACACUUGAAAAAUGGUUUGGAAUUAUCUGUCUUUUUUAGGCUUCCAUGCAACCCUGAAAAAAGAUAUGUCUGUUUUAAUUGUUCAGUUGUGACUUUUAAAGCAGCUGAAUCUUUUUUCCCCCUCAGAUACGCACACACAAGAAUAGCAGGAAGCUUUACUAAACAGUAGGAAAAUGAGAUGGAAGAUUCAUAGCACAUUUCUUUCAAAACAUUUUCAAAAUUUCUGUCCUGGAAGCUAUGUCCUAAAAGAAGAGAUUGCAGAAACUGGAUAUGUUUAGCCUUGAAAAUGAGGGUGGUAUAGGGGUGAAAUCCAGCAGGUUCUGGCAGGUUCUGGAGAACCGGUAGCGGAAAUUCUGAAUAGUUCAGAGAACCAGCAAAUAUCACCUCUGGCUGGCCCCAGAGGGGGUGGGACUGGAGAUUUUGCAGUAUCCUUCCCCUGCCACACCCACCAAGCUACACCAUGCCCACCAAGCCACGCCCACAGAACCGGUAGUAAAAAAAAAUGAAUUUCACCACUAGGGUGGUAGAUGGGGAAUAUGAAAACUGCCGAUUUCUGAGAUUGGUGAUGAAAUCCUGGCUGAAUUAAAGUAGAGGCAGAAUCAUAGAAAUAUAAGGCUUGCUGUAAUAUGAGUUCUUGCAUUGAUUAGGAGCUGUUUUUAAUUGUCUAAAAGCUUCUUUUAAAUCUGUGGUUCUCCAAACCACAUCACAUCUGUCAUAGACCACUGCAUAAGAUGAUGAGCAUCCUGAUUAGAUCAAGACAGAUAUCGGGUAUGAUUUGACUAAAACAAACAUAUUUUAUUCCAAAUAUAUUUAAAAUAUCCUAAAAUUACAAUGCUCCACAAACAAUUCCAUGUGUCCCAUUUUUUAACACUUAAAUUUAUCAAAAGGGAAAUUCUUUUCAGUGCCAGCCAACCUUUUCUGUUAUACCAAGGGUCGGCAACCUUAAACACUCAAAGAGCCACAAAGGUCCUAACCUGAAGCCCCCCGUUCAAUUCUG